AUGGUGUUGCUCAAGAAUCGAGUGAAGAUGUCUUCUUGGUCACAGCAGUAUGUGGUCAAACUCUACCCGCCGCCCAGUGACACGUGGGAAUUGGAUCACCAUCAAUACCGAUACCACUUCUCUGGCUAUCCAAAACAGUCCGACCCUGUCAUAAACUUCAUCAGGGGCGCAAUUCGUCAAGUCGCAAAGCAGCACAUGUACGUCGCCGCUGUAUCCUACAAGAUUAAGCCACUCGACCAUCUACCUCCGAUCUGGCCGUUGAGCAAGCAAAACGAACAAUGGUCGUCGAAACUCUACGCUAUCAAGAAAUGUUUCGACGAGUUUCCAUACUCGAUCUUGGUGUCAGUCAAGCGCCCUAGCGACUCACAACCACUCACGAUGGACCGCCUAAUGGUUCGGAUUGACAAGGACGUGAAGCCAAUGCGCCUCAAAGAGUUCCUGCUGGAUCUGGCAGUGGGAGACACUUACGGGCACCCUACCGGACACCCUGGUCUCUCGGAUAAAGAAGCGCAUGAUAAGUGGUGGCGAACAAACGGGAUGUCCUUUCGGCUGCUGAACCUUCCGAAGGAGCUUCGGUUCAAGAUUUACCUGCACGUUCUUGGCUCCGUGAUUCGACCUCAUACAAUUCGCUGGGGUUUCAGCUCGGGGCGAGUGGUGUUGGGUUCGAUGGAGAACAAUCCUGAUUGGCCAGACCGUGUCAGGAUGGCGCAAGCGUUCUCUGGUCUCACUGCGCCUAGGCUUAUCAAGGAGCACACCAUUACUCAGGGCUUGAAAGAACUUGAGUAUCCCAACUACAACAUCCUGCGUGUCAACAAACAAGUCCAUCGCGAAGCAAUGAGGGCUGGUUGGACAGGCACGGAGAAGAUGUUCCAUACUGUUGACACACUCCGAUCGGUACUCCAGUGCCCUAAUUUGCCCGUGGCAGCUAAUCCUCUCGCAAAUGUCACCCUGAGCCUCGACCUUCAGAACUUUUUCCUAUUAUUCGGGUGGACUGUGGACCCACAUCUUCGUCAGUCACACGCUCCGCACGUCGGCCCCGGUCGGUUCUUCCGGCAACCCGAAGCCUCCGCGAUCAAGAAGCUAUCAUUGACAUUCCCAAAUCCAUACAAUCGCCGGCUCGACAGUCCCUGGACACUCCUGUAUGAUACGGUUCGUCCUAAUCUUGAGAUUUCUCAAUUUCGUGAACGAUUCCAGUACUUUCAAAAGUGGCCUUGUUACCGCCAUGUUAUAGACUGGAUCCUAACCUUUGCACACCCCUUUUUGAAGCGCAUCCCUUCCAUUGAUCUCCGCGGCUGUAUCAAGACCGGAACGAAGAAUAAGUGGGAGCAUAUCUUCCGCACCGAGUACGCUCUCAGCCAGGGCAAGGAGACCUACGGCGGCCAUGGAUUCAUCUACGAAGAGGCUACAGCGGCCCUCGAGGAUCGGAAGGAUUAUGUCGAUCCCCCUAAUCAGCUUCUAGGUGCCCCUGCCUGCGACUGUCCCAAGUCAUGCGUCAAUCCACCCGUCGAGCCUGAAAUUCCAGCUGGAAAGCGGGUCCAGGACUACCAUCUGCGUCAUCAGCUCCUUCAUGGAUUUGACCACGAUGAUAGGUUUCGGAUGUCAGACUUUGACGACACACUCGAGGAUGUCGAAGUCGAUGUGAAGAAAUCUCUGACGAACGUUGUGUCCGCCGAGAACGAUACUUCCGCUUGGAACGAUACUUCCGCUUGGAGCGCUACUUCCGCUUGGAACGCUACUUCCACUUGGAACGCUACUUCCGCCGAGAUCGAUACAGCUGCCGACAUCGAUAUGUCCGCCUCGACCGCACCCACCGUGCCCACCGGACAAGACUACCCCGGACCAGGUCAUCACUAG
Messenger RNA from Didymosphaeria variabile, 1854 nucleotides. RefSeq lists its product as uncharacterized. The transcript is spliced from 2 exons. The record is from RefSeq and is a predicted model, not a curated record. Lineage: Eukaryota; Fungi; Ascomycota; Dothideomycetes; Pleosporales; Didymosphaeriaceae. Bases 1 to 1854 code for a protein of 617 amino acids.